UGCAGAGGGGGCGGGGCCCGUGCGUGGCUGCUCUGCGACCUGCUGGGAGUCUUUGAACUUGGGGCCGGGCCGUGGCGCGCGGCGCUGACCCCGGGCCAUGGAGCGGCGGCCGGCUGGGUCCCUGGGGCCGCUCUCCGAGGAAACCUUUCCCCGCCUGGCCGAGGCCGGGGUGCGGAGCCCCGAGUUCACCGCGCUUUGCGCCCGUCUGGUGGCGGAGCUCCGAGCCCUCUGCCCCUUGGAGGAGGACCUCAGUCCCACCAGCGGCCCUGAAGACGCCGAGACUUUCCAGAUUGAGCUGAGCGGGCUGCUGCAAGAGCUGCAUUGUCCCUACCCCGCGCUCACCACGGGGGACGUGACCGCCCGGCUGGGCAGCGCCCGCAGCUGCCUCCAGCUGCUGAGCUUCCUGAGCUCAGAGCUGCAGGCCGCCCGGCUCCUGAGCUGGAAACGCCCCCCUUCGCCGCAGCAGGGAGAGGGGGCCGAGGCUGCCCGGCGAGAGCUGCGGCUCAUCAGCCAGGCACUGGGCAGGCCGGAGCCGGCUCCGACCUGCCCCGUUCCCCAGCUCCUGGAGGACAUAAAAUCCAAGGUAGCCGAGGCCCUGUCCGCGCUGCCCCCCGGCCCCCAGGAGAUGGCGCCGCUGCUGAGGGCGCCGCUGACGGCUCAGCAGUGGGAGGCGCUGGAGGGGGUCCGGCGAGCCCUGUGCGCCGAGUACGAAUGCCGCAAGCGCAUGAUGAUCACGCGCUUCAACGUCACCCUGCAGUCCUUCCACUGGUCCGAGAGGGCGAAGGCCCACGGCGCCGCCCUGCUGGCUGCCCUCUCCCCGCUGCGGCAGGCUGAGUCGGUCGCCUCCGGCGUCACCCUGGCCCGGCUGCUGGCCGCCCGCGAGGACGCCUCGCGCAUUGUCAGUGCCAGCAGUGGGCUCUGCCGCCACCGGACCAGCUGCGCCAUCAAUAAGGUGCUGAUGGGCGGCGUCCCGGACCGAGGGGGCCGCCCCAAUGAGAUCGAGCCCCCCAUGCCCACCUGGGAGAAGAGGCGCGAAGGGGGGGGAGGCCAGCCGCGCUGGGGCCGCCGGAGCAAGAAGAAGAAAUGAAGCCCGCUCUGUCUGUGCUGGGAGCUCCCCCCCCCCCCCCCCCCCCCGCACACACGCUGCAGGGGGGACGGGCAGAACAUCCGGGGGGCAAAGACUCAAGGACUCUAGAGCCGCCCUAUGCAGAGUGGGCGGUGGAGGGGAGUUGGGGCUCAGAGGGGCUGCUGCCCCCUACAGCCAGGGGUGAUAGAGCAGCUACUGAUCAGAGGUCAGGACGCCUGGGUUCCAUCCCCAGCUCUGGGAGGGGAGUGGGGUCUGGUGGCUAGAGCAGGGGGGCUGGGAGCAUAAGAAGUCAGGCUUGGAAACUCUUGGGAGUGUACCAUGUUGCACUUUCCACGUUGCCCAGCAGGGGGUGCUGCAGCUUUUGCCUUGGCAAGCGGAACUCGGAGCGGAUUGUUUUGGAAGGGGGGCGGGGAGGAUGAUUCUCGUUUGUAAACUGAGGCACGAGGAGGCUGCCUUGCUGGCAGGGAGCGGGAGGGUCCUGCUCUGGGGACCCCGGCGGGCUGCGUUAGGGGGCUGGCAGGUGGGUCUAUGCUGUAAAUUUCAGGCUCUGGCCUCAGUCAAGGGGUGGGUUUGUACUGUGAUCGUUCCCCGCCCACACGUUCUUUAAAUGGAUCCGGAGGGACCUUCCGAGGGGAUUAAAGUGUCGAAGCAAA
Caretta caretta (loggerhead turtle) is the source of this 1740-nucleotide messenger RNA. It is a transcript of the gene TSLIG3C, whose product is annotated as family with sequence similarity 98 member C. The record is from RefSeq and is a predicted model, not a curated record. NCBI's taxonomy places the organism in Eukaryota, Metazoa, Chordata, Testudines, Cheloniidae. Gene Ontology annotation, cellular component: tRNA-splicing ligase complex.